Molecule: messenger RNA, 2523 nt
Organism: Pseudozyma hubeiensis SY62
Lineage: Eukaryota; Fungi; Basidiomycota; Ustilaginomycetes; Ustilaginales; Ustilaginaceae
Product: alkaline phosphatase
Exons: 1
Coding region: 1-2523 (840 amino acids)
Source: RefSeq, a predicted model, not a curated record
AUGCCGAGCAAGCGAGAGCCUGGCGUAAUGCCCGACGCCGAGCAUCACACCAAGGACCAUGGCAAUCACGAGCAUCCUCAUCCUUCCUUGAUCCCGCUUCAAUUCCGCAGGCCGAGCGGCGGCCUCGUGAGCAUCGUGCAGGCGCUCUCGUCGCUCCUCUUCAAGUUCAGCGUCUACGUUUUCUUGCGCUGGAUUCCCACCUCUUUGGCCUACCCCGUCAUUCCAACGUUGUACGCCGUGUACGUGCUCACAUCCAUCUACCGCGACUAUACCAUCCGCAACGCCAUCUCCAGCCAUCUUGCCAAAGAUGCUGCACGAAGCCUCCAGCAACUCGCAAAUAAGGUCGAGGUGACGGAUUCCAAGAUCCAGUCCAAGUCCACCGCAAAGCCGGUCGAGAACAAACCUAUCGGACAAAACGGAGGCACGCCCACCAAGCCCGCAUCUUCGUCUGCUUCGUACGCCGAUGUGGCAAAAGGCGUCAAAGCCGCUUCUUCAUCACAGUCCUCAUCUGCUUCGUCGGCUCACUCGGCUGCGGGUACCAAGCUGCGUCGCACCAACCCCGUGGAAAUGCUCAAAGCGCUCGUGUUGGGCACCUCGACUCGAUCGUCUCGCUUCAACUUUUACGUCGUCUUGGCACACACGCUAGCCUUCGCGCUUUUCCUCGACAGCUUCUUCUCGCCCUACCUUUUCCCGUCUCACUGGGACUACAACCUCAGCUUUGCACGCACCGGUGCUCUGGGUCCCACGUAUGCCAAGAUUCACGUACGCUACCCACCUCCCGAGUUGCUAGGUGCGCCAAACGCAUCCGCUGUACUGUCACCUCAGCUUGUGGACGCUAUCGACGCCCUUGCUGUCGACACUGCGCUCAGUUCCGCCACUCACAAAGCUACGAGCAGCCCGCAACCCAUUGAGCUGCUCGUCAAGUAUCGACGUGCCCUCAACCUUACUCUGGACGACGAUGCUCUCCGCUCGACCCCGCGAGCAUUUGGCAAGCAGUACCUGGCCAACCACGACAGUCUCUGGCUCAACGGCCCACUCAUCACGCUGCGUGCCGAGAACGACUGGACAGCCACCGCGCUCAUCGACGAGCUCUGGCCUUCGACCACGUACGAAUGGGGUUUGUCGCAAUUCCAGCCCGAGCAGCAAGACUACUCGGACGAGCUGCGAGUCAUUGAAAAGUUUGUCGCAAACGACGACAUCAGCCGCCGCAACUACUUCACCACCUGGCCCGAUCCGCGGCUCAGCUCGUACAUGCAGUCCAAGACCCUAGGAUCGAGAAGCAUCGAGCUCGUCAAGGACGGCGACAGUGAGUUGGCCGAGCAAACCAACCCGCUCGAAGACCCAAACCACUUCACCUUUGCAUCGACAUCGUGUGUCAAACCCGACUUCCCAUACCACCCAGCACAGUUCUGGGGCUGGAACUGGUUGCUCAGGCUCGCAGGUAUCGGUACGGAGCAAGGUGGUAUCACCGAGCGGAACCGCAUCCCUGGCUUCGACCUGCUCUACAAGCGAACCGUAGCUGGUCGUGAAUCGCAUCCCUCGCUGCGCUUCCUAUUGCAGCUCGGCGAUCUGAUCUACGCCGAUGUGCCACAUUAUGGAGGUGCCGAGACUGGAGCCUACCGCAAGCUAUACCGCAAUCUGUUUGCAUCUCAAAGCUUCCGUCGUUUCUUCAAGCACGUUCCCGUGAUCGGCAUCUACGACGACCACGAGGUGAUCAACAACUGGUCUGGCAGGGAUGAGAACGACGAAGAGAUCGCCGCCUACCCAUCAGCCAACACGGCAUGGAAGGAAUACAUUGGCGACGUCAACCCAGAGCCGUUGGAAGCGGGCGAGAACUACUACACGUUCCAAUACGGGGAGUCGGCCGCCUUCUUUGUCAUGGACACGCGUCGAUACCGAACCCACCACACUGCCGACGACGAUGAGGACAAGACGAUGCUUGGUUACCGCCAGAAGGAGGAUCUAUACAAGUGGCUUGCAGCGGUCAACGAGACGGCGGCGUUCAAGUUUGUGGUGAGCUCGGUGCCGUUCAACACCCUGUGGGGAGGCGAGCUCGACGUCGACGGGCAGAAGGAUAGCUGGGCAGCGUACAACACGGAACGACUCGAGAUCGCCCAGGUGCUUCGCUACGUUCCCAACGUGAUCGUUCUCAGCGGUGACCGACACGAGUUUGCUGCCGUCAGCGUGCUGGACACUAUCACCGAGUUCAGCACGAGCCCGCUCAGCAUGUUCUACCUGCCCGUGCGUACGCUUUCGCAAGACCACGGUGACGGCAAGACGGGUGUGGACAAGCUGCUCAAGUAUCUGCCCGACGGCAACUACAAGUGGACCGAAUUCGAGGUGGAUGCGCGCGACCCUUACAAGCCUAUGGUGAAGGUGUCGGUGCAGAUCGAUGGGGAAGAGGCAUGGAGGAUGACGUACGUGGGCAAGUCGAUGCGCAAGUCGCAAGGUCGUGUGGGCGGCUUGGUGCGCACCUUGCUCGAGUCGUUGGGUUUCCGCUUCGAUUUCUUCUACAAGGUGUGA